Messenger RNA from Dermacentor silvarum, 2264 nucleotides. Its product is annotated as neprilysin-4-like. The record is from RefSeq and is a predicted model, not a curated record. The transcript is spliced from 19 exons. Gene Ontology annotation, cellular component: plasma membrane. Gene Ontology annotation, biological process: protein processing. Lineage: Eukaryota; Metazoa; Arthropoda; Arachnida; Ixodida; Ixodidae. Bases 2 to 2143 code for a protein of 713 amino acids. Gene Ontology annotation, molecular function: metalloendopeptidase activity.
UAUGAUCCAUGUCCUCUCUGCGCGACCAUGCCUUUGCAAUGUGGCCUGUUUUCUCUCUUUAGAAACCUACAAAGUUUGUGAGAAACCUGUCUGCAUCCAACGAGCCGGGCUUAUCACUGAGUACCUGAAUAAGUCCGCUGACCCAUGCACUGACUUCUACUCAUAUGCCUGCGGCGGAUGGAUGUCAAAGCACAAGAUACCAGAGAGCAAGUCAAAGACGGGCAGCUUUGACAUCCUACGCGACGAACUCAAGGAGACACUUCGAGACAUUUUAGGAAACAUGACCCUUGUUGGGGAGAACCAGAAUGUAACGGACAAAGCUGCUCUCGUCUAUAAUGCUUGCGUGGCUGUGCCGGAUCUUGAAGAUCGGUACGACGUCAUCCUUGCUAUUAUGAACGAUUCGGGACUUGCUCAGUGGCCCAAAACGCGCCAGGAGAAAGACAUGAACGGCAAUGCUAAAAACUCCCAGGACGUCCUCGCCCAGAUGAGAAUUUCAGCUAUUCUUUCUAUUCGAGUCUCAAGAGCUUUUCGGAAUCUUAGUGCCAACGUCAUUCAGUUUGAUCAGCUGAAAUUCUCAACGGUGGGUAGAAACCAACUCAUCAAUCAAACCACCAAGUACAGCAAGCCAAUUAUCGCUGCCUACAAGAGGCUUAUUAAAGUGGCGAUGAAGUUCAUGAAGCCCAACCUGUCUGACGCCGUGCUCACCGAACUUUCCGACAAUCUUCUAGCUUUUGAAGGAAAGCUGGCCAAUAUGACAUUGCCACUCGAGGAGAGGCGAGAUUUCUUAAAACUUUAUCACAGAACCACCAUCGAAGAAUUGGAGAAAAAUUUCUCUCACAUACCUAUUCACUGUUUACUUCAGAAGGAGUUUUCUCGAGUAAAUAUUACGUUAGCUCGCAACGAGACCGUUGAACUCUUCGCACUGGAGUACUACAAGAAACUUAAUGAAUUUCUGCGAUGUGCUGACCCUGACACCUUGUUCAACUACGUCGGUUUGCGUCGCAUUCUGAGGUGGGCUGCGACCGGGUCGCAAGAAUUCCGCAACGCUUCAUUCGAGCUUCGCAAAGUGAAAGCGGGAGUACGUGAACAAAGGCCGAGGUGGCAACAUUGCGUCGAUGUGGUGAAUGAUGCGAUGCCCGCAAGUGUGGGCUACCUCUACGUGCAGCGCAAGUUUAGCCAAGAGGCCAAGAAAGAGGUUGAAGAUCUUGCGAAAAGGAUCAUGGCCGCCUUCAAUGAAUCUCUACAGACCCUUCAAUGGGUGGACGAAAUGACUAAAGCUGCAGCAGAGAUGAAGCUGAAGAAAAUGGGAACGAAAAUUGGAUAUCCUGACUGGCUACUCAACACGACGUACAUUGAGGGACUUUACAAAUUUGUACCAAAUUUUUGCCUCAACGCCCCCUACGGAGAGAUGAUGUACGCAAUAUCACUAAACAGCUGGAAGCAGCAAAUGCUGAAGCUGCGACGACCAUACGACAAAGACGCCGAGUGGCUAGAUGGGGCUGCAGUUGUCAAUGCCUUCUACAAUCCAAGUGCAAACGAAAUGGUCUUCCCUUCGGGAAUUCUUCAAGGGGUCUUCUAUGAAUAUGGACUUCCACGUUCCAUGAACUUUGGAGGCAUUGGCAUGGUGAUUGGCCACGAAAUGACCCAUGGAUUCGACGACACAGGAAGUCAGUUCGACGCAGAAGGUGCCUUGAAACAAUGGUGGACCAAAGGCACUCGCACUGAAUUCAACAACAGGGCCAAAUGUUUCGAGUUUCAAUACGGAAAUAUCACCGACAAACAAGCUAAUAUGACGCUAAACGCCAAAAGCACUUUGGGCGAGAACAUUGCUGACAACGGUGGACUCCGUCUGGCGUUUGAGGCGUAUAAAAAACUUCUAGAAUUAGAGUACGGAAACGUAGACACUCGCCUAAAGGGUCUAGAAAACAUCACCGGGAAGCAGCUGUUCUUCAUCGCAACCGGAAUGAUGUGGUGCAGCUUGAGCCGACCAGAAUACCUUAAGCAGCAAAUUCAGUACGACCCACACAGCCCAUCUCAAUACAGAGUCAAUGUGCCUAUGUCAAACAUGGCGGCCUUCUCCGAUACCUUCAAGUGCCCAGUGAACUCGUCGAUGAACCGGAAAGACCGGUGCAAGUUGUGGUGAGGAAUUGUCACCAAUGAAGAGCAAGCAAGGCUAGCGAGUUUUGAGGUUUCCCAGCUUAUACAGCGAGCUGGAGCUCAUGUACUAACCAGCACAUUGUUAAAAUAAAAAAUGUUAAACCCUA